AAAGGACCACCUCAAUCUGCCCUUCUUCACACUGGGCACAAGACCCAACCGAGUCCAUGCGCUCGCUCUCUCCCUCUCCUUGUAACUACUACUACUACUGCUACUAUUGUACUCAUUCCAGACCUUGUAGACUUCUUCUUCUUAUUCUUCACAUUGUCAAAUCAGGCCUUUUGUUUCUCUUGUUGUCCAUCGUACAGUUGACCUUGAUUUUCCAGACCUAGAAGCGACCAUCCCUCUAUUCACCAUGUCCAAAACAUUCUCCCUCGCGGAUGUGUCGUCCCAUAACAAGGCAGAUAAUCUCUAUAUUGUGGUCGACGAGGAUGUCUACGACCUCACCAAGUUUCAAGAUGAGCAUCCAGGUGGCAAGAAGAUCCUCCAGCGAGUGGCAGGAAAAGACGCCUCGAAGCAGUUCUGGAAAUACCACAAUGAGAGCAUCCUCAAGAAAUACAAGGGCAAACUCCAGGUUGGUUCGUUAGAUACCAAGAAGGCUGCGGCACCACCAACGCCCCCGGCUACACCUCCGCCGCAAGAGAAGAAGAAGGUUGUCCCGCAGGCCGAAUCUGGAACCGUCGCUCCGGCACCAGGCCCAGGUGCGGCAGAGGAGGCUGAGGCGCUUGAUCCCUUCGGCGACCUCAUUCCGUUCGGUGACCCCAAUUGGUACCAAGGCUAUCACUCGCCCUACUACAACGAAACGCAUGCUGCCCUCCGUGCCGAAGUCCGAGAAUGGGUCGAAUCCGAGAUCGAGCCAUACGUGACCGAGUGGGAUGAGGGCAAGAAAGUCCCAGACACCAUCUAUAAGCAAAUGGGUGAACGAGGCUACCUUGCCGGCUUGCUCGGAGUGAAAUAUCCCAAGCAUCUGGUCAAGAAUGGAGUCAAGAGCGUACCUGCGGAGAAGUGGGAUUUGUUCCACGAGAUGCUCCUGACCGACGAGCUCUCUCGGACUGGCUCAGGUGGUCUUGUUUGGAACUUGAUCGGCGGAUAUGGCAUUGGAUGUCCACCGCUGGUCAAGUAUGGUAAGAAGGAGUUGGUUAAUCGCAUUCUGCCUGGCAUUCUUUCGGGUGACAAGAGAAUCUGCCUGGCCAUCACCGAGCCCGAUGCCGGUUCCGAUGUGGCCAACCUCACAUGUGAAGCCAAGCUCACUGAGGAUGGAAAGCAUUUCAUCGUCAACGGAGAGAAGAAAUGGAUCACCAAUGGUAUUUGGUGCGAUUACUUCACCACCGCUGUCAGAACAGGCGGUCCUGGCAUGAAUGGCGUCAGCUUGUUGUUGAUUGAGCGCGGAGAAGGUGUCAGCACUCGACGCAUGGACUGCCAGGGUGUUUGGAGUUCUGGUACGACGUACAUCACAUUUGAAGAUGUCAAGGUGCCCGUUGAGAACUUGUUGGGCAAGAAGGACCGCGGCUUCCAAGUGAUCAUGACCAACUUCAACCACGAACGCAUUGGUAUCAUAAUCCAGUGUUUGCGGUUCUCCCGGGUGUGCUUCGAAGAGUCGGUCAAAUAUGCCUCCAAGAGAAGAACGUUUGGCAAGAAACUCAUCGAUCAUCCUGUGAUUCGUUUGAAACUCGCCCAUAUGGCCCGACAGACUGAGGCCAGCUACGCCUGGUUGGAGAAUGUGGUGUACCAGUGCCAGAAAAUGGGCGAGACGGAAGCCAUGUUGAGACUCGGAGGUGCCAUUGCCGGUCUCAAGGCUCAAGCUACGACUACAUUCGAGUUCUGCACCAAGGAAGCCGCUCAGAUCUUUGGGGGUCUCGCAUACUCGCGAGGUGGCCAAGGUGGAAAGGUCGAAAGACUGUACCGAGACACUCUGGCCUACAAGAUUCCUGGAGGCAGUGAGGAGAUUAUGUUGGAUUUAAGUAUCCGACAGAGCAUGAAAGUGCACAAGGCAUUGGGUAUGAAGCUGUGAAGAGUGAUUUUAGUAGAGGGAAAAAUGUAUUUUGAUCUUGUGCAUGCGAAUAUGACUGCAAAGGAGGAUUAUAUGUAACUAUUAUUCCAUGUAGUAGUCUCAAUGUGUCGCAUCAGUGCCAUGGAG
Molecule: messenger RNA, 2026 nt
Organism: Exophiala oligosperma
Lineage: Eukaryota; Fungi; Ascomycota; Eurotiomycetes; Chaetothyriales; Herpotrichiellaceae
Exons: 6
Coding region: 245-1900 (551 amino acids)
Molecular function (GO): oxidoreductase activity, acting on the CH-CH group of donors; flavin adenine dinucleotide binding
Source: RefSeq, a predicted model, not a curated record